Messenger RNA from Merops nubicus (carmine bee-eater), 1557 nucleotides. It is a transcript of the gene SLC22A15, whose product is annotated as solute carrier family 22, member 15. Gene Ontology annotation, molecular function: transmembrane transporter activity. Gene Ontology annotation, biological process: transmembrane transport. NCBI's taxonomy places the organism in Eukaryota, Metazoa, Chordata, Aves, Coraciiformes, Meropidae. The annotation marks the transcript as partial. The record is from RefSeq and is a predicted model, not a curated record. The transcript has 11 exons. Gene Ontology annotation, cellular component: membrane.
CUCUAUGUGGCCACCGAAGCCAUCCUCAUUGCAUUGGUGGGUGCAACUCCUCCCUACCACUGGGAUCUCCAAGAGCUCUCAGCUAAUCAGAGCCAUAGCAACCAGUCAGCAAGUGAGCAGAGAGCUUUUGGGGAAUGGCUUCUGACCGCCAAUGGCAGCGAGGUGCACAAGCACGUACACUUCAGCAGCAGCUUCACAUCAAUAGUCUCUGAGUGGUUUUUAAUUGGCAACACAUCAUACAAAGUCAGUGCUGCCAGUUCUUUCUACUUCAGUGGUGUGUUUGUUGGAGCAAUCUCCUUUGGCCAGCUCUCAGAUCGCUUUGGGAGGAAGAAAGUCUAUCUCACAGGUUUUGCUCUUGACAUCUUGUUUGCCAUUGCAAAUGGAUUCUCCCCCUCCUAUGAAUUCUUUGCCGUCUCUCGCUUCUUGGUAGGGAUGAUGAACGGUGGGAUGUCACUUGUGGCCUUUGUUCUCCUGAACGAGUGUGUGGGUACUGCCUACUGGGCGCUAGCAGGAUCUAUUGGUGGCUUGUUCUUUGCUGUGGGAAUUGCCCAGUAUGCUUUAUUAGGGUACUUCAUUCGUUCCUGGAGGACUCUGGCUGUUGUGGUGAACCUGGAAGGAACAGUCGUCUUUCUUCUUUCUCUAUUCAUUCCCGAGUCGCCCCGCUGGCUCUACUCGCAGGGCCGGCUGACUGAAGCAGAAGAUGCCCUCUACCUCAUUGCCAGGAGGAACCGCAAGCAGAAGUGCACUUUUUCCUUAAAGCUCCCCACAGAGAGGAGCCCCAGAGAGGCUGGCAGCUUCUUGGAUCUCUUCCGCUAUAAGAUUCUCUUGGGACGCACCUUGAUCAUGAUGUUUACCUGGUUUGUGUGCAGCUUGGUUUACUAUGGUCUUACUCUUAAUGUGGGUGACUUAGGUGGAAGUAUUUAUGCCAAUUUAGCCCUUUCCGGGUUGGUUGAAAUCCCAGCAUACCCAAUCUGUAUUUACUUGAUUAACCAAAAAUGGUUUGGUCGGAAGCGAACGCUGAGUGCAUUUCUGUUCCUGGGAGGAUUGGCCUGUCUUAUUGUCAUGUUCCUUCCUAAAAAGAAAGAUACUGGAGUGUUUGCAGUGGUGAACAGUCACUCUCUGUCUUUGCUGGGGAAACUGACAAUCAGUGCUGCAUUUAACAUUGUCUACAUCUACACAUCAGAGCUUUAUCCCACAGUCAUCAGGAAUGUUGGAAUGGGUGCCUGCUCCAUGUUUUCCCGUGUCGGUGGAAUCAUUGCUCCUUUCGUCCCUUCACUGAAAUCUGUACAGUGGUCUCUGCCUUACAUUGUGUUUGGAGCAACUGGUCUUCUGUCUGGGCUUUUAAGCUUGUUGUUGCCAGAGACCUUAAACAGCCCUUUGCUAGAGACUAUUUCAGACCUGCAGGUGUGCUCGUACUGGAGGCUGGGUGACGAAGCCAUGUCAUUGCAAGCCCUAGAUGGCUCACAGUCUGGAGACAAGGACAGUUCUGCAGGGAGUGAAAGUGAAGAUGAGGAGUUUUAUGAUGCUGAUGAAGAGACUCAUAUGAUCAAGUAAUGA